AUGUCUGAACCUGGAGAAAAGCACGUCGACGCAGUCCAGCGUGUGGAGCAUACGUCCACUGCUGCAUUGUCUGUCAAGUCCAACGACAGCCAUGUCAAUGACAAGAGUGCUGAUGCUGCUGAUGCUGCCCAGGCGCAGCAGAUCGCCGCUCAAUGGGUCGAUGGCACGCCAGAAGAGAAGAGACUCAAGCGUAAACUUGAUUGGCGCAUUCUUCCAUGUACCUGGGUGCUCUAUCUUCUCGGCUAUCUUGACAGAGCCAAUAUUGGCAAUGCUAAAACAGGAGGUCUACAAAGCGACUUUGGAUUGACAUCUUCGCAAUACUCUAUCAUUGUUUUGGCAUUCUUCAUCUCCUAUCUUGUAUUCGAAGUCCCAGCGAACAUGAUUCUCACUCGAGUCCGGCCGAGUGUCUUCCUCCCCGGGCUGGGUCUUGUCUGGGGCACUUUCGCUGCGCUUAUGGGAGCGACGCAGAAUUGGAGCCAAGUUGCUGGCCUGAGAUUCCUCCUUGGGUUUGCCGAGGCCGGAUUUGCUCCAGGAUGUGCCUUUUUCCUCUCUUCCUGGUAUCGGAAAUAUGAGCUCGCAACACGAUACGCAUUCCUCUACACAUCUGUUCCAAUUGCAGGAGCUAUCUCUGGUCUUCUUGCAGGAGUCAUCACCGAUCACAUGGAUGGAGCAGGUGGCCUGUCUGGAUGGAGAUGGCUUUUUAUUCUCGAGGGCCUCGCAUCUGUGGUCGCAUCUGUGAUCAUCUUCUUCCUCAUGCCUGACUACCCAUCAAACAGCAAACGCUUUCUCAACGAGGAGGAGAGCAUCUUGGCCUGCAACAGACUGGCAGCGGACGGCAUUGGUCUUACGCAAGGUCGGGGCGUUGAACACAUCCCUCACUGGACAGCCUUCAAGAUGACAUGCGUUGACUGGAGAGUGUGGGCCCAGUGCCUCCUUUUCGUGCUUGUCACCGGCUCCCAGACUAUGCAGUACUUCAUCCCGACCCUGGUGAAAAGCUUUGGAUGGACAGGUCCUGUUGGCCAAUAUCAUACCAUUCCCGCCUACAUGGCUGCGCUAGUUUAUGUUGUUGCGUGCUGUUGGCUGGCAGACAAGUACAAGGCGAAAUGGCAGUUCAUAUGCGGUCUUUCCGCCGUUGGAUGCGUCCUUUUCAUUGCCGUGACCGCACUACAGGACAAGAUGGCACAGUACGUUCUUACCAUCUUUGCCUUCGGCACAAUCUACGGCUGCUCUCCUUUGGUCAAGACAUGGGUAUCCGAUGUCAUCCCUCAGCCAGCGGCCAAGAGAGCCAUUGCUAUUGCCCUCAUCAACGCCAUUGGCAAUGCUUCGUCCAUCUACUCUUCAUGGCUAUGGCCAGAUAAGGACGCGCCGCGCUACAUUCCUGGUUUUGCAACCACCACUACUUGGCUUGGAGUCCUUUGCAUCUGCACCGCCAUUUUUGCUUACUUCUUCAAGAAAUAUCCCAUUGAGAGGAAGGACCAUGCCGAGGUCAUUGCUGCAGAGCUGCGAGCUCGCAGAGAAGGACGACAGCCGGACGAGAAUAUCUAA
Phaeoacremonium minimum UCRPA7 is the source of this 1545-nucleotide messenger RNA. Its product is annotated as putative nicotinamide mononucleotide permease protein. The transcript has 5 exons. Gene Ontology annotation, biological process: transmembrane transport. Gene Ontology annotation, molecular function: transmembrane transporter activity. Bases 1 to 1545 code for a protein of 514 amino acids. The record is from RefSeq and is a predicted model, not a curated record. Gene Ontology annotation, cellular component: membrane. NCBI's taxonomy places the organism in Eukaryota, Fungi, Ascomycota, Sordariomycetes, Togniniales, Togniniaceae.